AUGUUGGAUAGUGCCCAAGCUUGCCAACGAGUUCAGCUGGAUGCUUUAUCAGUUCACCACUUGGUAAAUUUGGCAACUUUUGUGGUGACUUUGGAGACUUUUGUCAACCACUAUCGGCAUCAGCAAAAACCUGAACAAUUUUUUCGCCAUAAUCAGUCUUUCAUCAGGGCCUAUCCUACUAGCUUGCCCAUCUGCCAUCACCAGGGGCCUGUUCAGGAAUCGACUUCUGGUUCUUUGCUUAGAAUGAGACCUCAAUUCGACAUCACUACAUUUUUACGUCUUCUCGGCCAUUUAUUUGAUCAGGCUGAACUCGCGUUGGCGCGCAAGGCUGGGCUGCUACUUUCCGUGACUCUGGCUCGCCAUCUUGAUUGGAAUAUAGUCACUGUGGAACAGGUCGUUCAUCUUGUUCGCAUACUCUACUCUUGUUCACACUAUCCAGAUGAAUUCACUUCGGCUGCAGUAAGUGACUUCUUUGAGGAACUUGCCGGCCGUCUCUACACACCGGCAGCAGUAAACCACUGGUUACAACUGCACGCAGAAUUGCUUACCCUUCUCCAGCUCACCCCGUCCGGCUCGCCAAGACAGUCUAAAGCCAACUCAUCUGCUGGGGUUUCAGUCGCGGAUUCAUCAUGCCUAGUCCGCUCCUCGAUGCCCACAACUUGCUCACCUUUUGUGCUAGACGAGAUUCUCUUGCGUAUUUACGGCAAACUGGGAGCCCGGAUCGCGCUUACUCACAGGAACUACAGUAAUGUUACUCGAUUUCCGAUAUUUUAUUGUUUUAUGUCUUUCAACAAAGCACGUUGUUGA
This is a messenger RNA of Protopolystoma xenopodis, 807 nucleotides long. Lineage: Eukaryota; Metazoa; Platyhelminthes; Monogenea; Polystomatidea; Polystomatidae. The record is from the annotation of a GenBank genome assembly.